AUGGAUACUCCCAGUGUCAUCCACCAUCCUCACGGCCGGUGGAGCAGCCCGAGCUCUGACUCUGAGCUCUACAGCAUCUCCUCCCCUGACACUGUCUCUCCAGCACCUUCCAUGGACCUCAACUGCUCUCCGUCUUACCAACCCAAGCUCACCAAGCUUCACAAAGCCACCUCCAGACUGACCAAAGCGCCCGGUUCUCCGUCAGGCCUUGCGGCCAGGAGGACACGGAGAUCCAGGCUGAAGAACCCGAGCGAGCAGCGUCAGAACGCCAGCGAGAAAGAGAAGCUUAGAAUGAGGGACCUAACCAAAGCUCUCCAUCAUCUCAGGACCUACCUGCCUCCAUCAGUGGCUCCUGUCGGACAGACUCUGACCAAGAUCGAGACUCUGCGCCUCACCAUUCGCUACAUCUCGUACCUUUCAGCUCAGCUCGGGCUCAGUGAAGAAUAUCUGUCUCAGAGAAAGCAGAUGAGCACCGGGGAUGGAUGGAGAACCUCUCCAGAAAUUCUGGGCUACUUUCAGUGCAGAUCUACGAGCGCAGAAUGGGCAGAGGGCCACGGAUAUGGUGAUUAUACAGAACAGCAUCAGACUGAGAGCAGUUUGGAGUACUCAGAGCAAGGAGUGGACAUGAGUCAGUACAGCACACAGCUCUCAGAGCCAGGGACGGAUCAGAUCUACAGCCCAGAGACAAACACUUUUCAGCAACAGCAGUGUGCUCAGUUCACACAGUCCUGUCAGGUUUACGGCUAUCAGCUCGUACCUCCAGCCUUUUGGAGCUGA
Hemibagrus wyckioides is the source of this 777-nucleotide messenger RNA. It is a transcript of the gene mespba, whose product is annotated as mesoderm posterior ba. Gene Ontology annotation, biological process: somite rostral/caudal axis specification; regulation of transcription by RNA polymerase II; mesoderm formation. Gene Ontology annotation, cellular component: nucleus. The transcript is spliced from 2 exons. NCBI's taxonomy places the organism in Eukaryota, Metazoa, Chordata, Actinopteri, Siluriformes, Bagridae. Bases 1 to 777 code for a protein of 258 amino acids. Gene Ontology annotation, molecular function: RNA polymerase II cis-regulatory region sequence-specific DNA binding; protein dimerization activity; DNA-binding transcription factor activity, RNA polymerase II-specific. The record is from RefSeq and is a predicted model, not a curated record.